UCGUUUCGUUUAAUGAAAACAAAAAAGCGUGCACCACAACGGAUUACAGCAGCGCGCGUAAAUUUUUCUGUGCCUUUGUAACUUAACGAAAGUUAGUGAAAUUACUCUUAACUUAACUACGAAAAAUGGAUGAAACAGUAUUAUUUCCCUCGCCUAACUGGUUCCAAGUGUCAGGUUUAGCGGUGAGCAACGACGGUUGGCUAGCUUACGGCGGUCCAAGCAAAAGUCUUUGUGUCUUGAAGCCUGUGCCAGCUGAUGCGAAUGGCGUGGUUGAAGGUGCCGAGCAAUAUACUGCAUAUGUCUUGAACAGAGCACAUCCGGACAAGAUUGUAAGUGUCGACAUAUCACCUGAGUGGCCAGAGAAGAAGCUGGUGCUGACGGGAAGUGCUAGUGGCUCUGUAAAACAAUGGAGUUUAGAGGAUACAAAUGGAGGAAUAAAAUUCAAAUCCAAUCUUAGUCAUGACAUCCACGCUCAUGAGAAAGAGGAAAUAAUUGGUGUUGCAUACAGUAAUGAAGUGUAUGCUGUAACAGUGGGCAGUUUUGGUAACAUUGUUAAAUGGGACCUAAAUGCCAAUGUGGUAAAAACAUUCAACAACAUGUUAAAGACAUUCAAGCCAACAUGCAUGGCCUGCUCCCAUCACAACAUACUAAAUGUGGCCAUUGGUACCAAGCAGGGAGUUCUGUUUGUGGUGGAUUUGAAUGGUGCUGGCAGCCUUAUCUACAAAGUUCGCAGCCAAGAUGACGAAAUCAUGAAUGUGAGCUGGUGUCCCCAAUAUGAAAUCCAAGUUGAGAAAUCGGUAGACAAGUCCCAAAGAACUGGCAUUGUUACUGAAAAACCUAACAAGUCCAAAUCAAAGAAGGGAGCGGCUCAGAAAGAGCCUCAAAAGUCUAGUGCCUCUGAUAGAAUGGAAAGAAUCAGGCAGCAACAAGACAUAGAAGAAAAGAAUACUUCUGGAAUCAAAAAGGAUCUUCCCCAAGACAGUUUUGAAGAUUUUGUAGUUGUUCCCGAAGAUGACAUGUUUGAUAUCUAUAAAGACCAUGAAGCUGAUGAAUUUGGGCACAAAAAAUAUGAACCGGAGGAUAUACUAGUAAAAAUCAAGGAACCCAAUGAACAGAAUGAUUAUUUGGCUGAAUGCUUGAAGCUUAAAGAUGCUAUACUAAAGAAAAAUAAUGAACCAGAGCCCUCAAUAGAGUCCUUAGUAGAGGCACUCGAGAAAAGUGAUAUAAACAGUGAAAGUGGUCCAAAAGAGUUACCUAGUGGUAGUAAGGUUAUAAGUGAGUCUAGUCAAGAAGAUACCAGUUGUAGUAGGGAGGAGCAAGAGGAAUCUAGUGCUGUGUCUAGUGUGCACAUGCAUAAGCAUUUGUUAGCAACAAUUGGGAAACAUGGUGGUGUUCGCAUCUGGUCAAAGACGGGCAAGCUUGUGGCCAGCUGCGCCUUGACCGCCGGGAAGCAGCAACAAGGCCGCUUUAGGAAUUCUUGGGCCACACUGGCUUGGUGCCAGCCUGAGUUGCUGCUGAUAGCUGAUGGGAAGAACCAGUUGUUGGAGUGCAACCCACUGAAACCUGAUUGCAAGAACAAGCUCGUAACGAAGCUGGUUCACACUCUGCAUAAGCGUGGGUUGCACUGCGUGGCCACCAACGCUUGGCGGGCGAACACCGCCGCGCCCGUCGCUUGGAGCGUGUCGCAGGACCGCUCGCUCGUCCGCUACAGCCUGUGCGACCGCUCCACCACCGUGUACAACACCUGUGGGGGCUUCGUCUACAACGUGCAAUAUUGUCCGUAUGAUGUCAACAAGGUAGCGGUGAGCGUAGGCGACGGUGCCGUCCGCGUGUGGACGGCCGAGGAGGCCGAGGAGGCGGAGGGCAAGUUGUCGGCCGGCCGCGUCGUCACCUACUGGCAGCACGUGCAGGGCAAAGUGCUCACCGUGGCCUGGCAUCCUACAAGGGAGAACUUGCUGGCGUUUGGAACGGCUGAAUCUAGGGUGGGGCUGCUGGAGGCAGGCACGGCUGAGCGUCCGGCGCGCGCACUGGGCUCAGGGCUGGCGGGCGGCGUGUACGCGCUGGGCUGGGGCGCCGCGCGGCUGUACGCGGCCGCGCGCCAGGAGCUGCGGGCCUACGCACUAGAGCGACCAGACGAACCCGGGACGCCGGUGCCUGUGUCGGUGGAGGGCGCGGCGUGGGGCGUGAGCGCCGUGCGCGUGCGCGAGGGCCUCAUGUGUGUCGGCAGCGACGCGGGCGGCGUAGCCGUGCUCCAAGAGCAAGGAGCCAGCCUGCUGGCGGCGACUUUCGUCGGCAGUAAAAUGAUACACACCAUCGAAUGGCAUCCACAGCAGACCUCCUUCUCCAACGAAGAGUCUCAACACAAAAAUUUAAUAGCAGUGUGCUCACAGGACAAGGCGAAUUCGGUCGUUAUAUUGGAGUUUGUCGAUAAAGAAGGAACCCAUCCGAAACUGGUUGAAUUCAAGCGGCUCACCGGACACACGAACACGGUCCUGCAAGUGGCUUGGAGCCCGCAUCAUGAAAUGAAACUGUUGUCCACUUCGCACGACGGCACCGUGAGGGUAUGGGACGUGGAGGCGGGCACCUGCAUGUCGAUAUUCGGCGGGCACGGCGGCACGGCGCUGGGCGCGGCGUGGGUCGCACAACCCUCCCUGCCGCACCACGUGCUGUCGGGUGGCGCCGACUGCUGCCUGCGGCUGUGGGACACCCGCCUACACCCCGCCGAGGCCUACCGAGAAACGAAGGAAGAAGCGCCUAAGAAAGACAAGAAAAAAAAGAAAGACAAAAAAGAAAUCAAAACUGACGCCACCGAAGACACAAAAACCGCAGAAUCUGAAAACAACGGUUUAGCAGCGACGUUAGAAUCGAAAGUAAAAAUAUCGAAGAAAUUCUUACUGCCAACGAUCACAAAACAGAUGCAAAAGCCAAAGGCAAAGGGAGCCAAGAGGAUGCUGCUUAAGUAUAUGGUGAAGAAGAAUUUGGAGACGGCAGUAGAGGAGACUGAAGAAUACGAUCUCGAUUAUGUCAAGAUGUUCGGUAAUUCGAAGGAGGUUAAUGAAGUGUUUGACAUGGAGAUGGAGCACCACCUGCGCUCGGGCAACACGGAGUCGUGGCUGGUGCUGUGCGUGCUGCGCGGACACAUCGACGCGGCGCUGCGCCUCGCCGCCGAGCGCGACCUGCUCUGCCCCUACCUGCUGAGCCUCGCGCCCGGCGUCUCCUCCAAGUACUGGAAAGACGCGUCUAAAUCAUAUUUGGCUCAAAUAGAUCGACUCGUCGCUAACGGCGAGGAAGAUAAAUUAGUCGUGAACAGGAACUAUGGCGGGCCCUUGUACCGCAAGGUGCUAACGCUGCUGAGCCUCCAGGACGUGAUCGGCGCGGUCAAGACGCUCGUCGAGAACAAACUGUACAAGGAAGCCUACUUGCUGUGCCGGAUCAGGUAUAUGGACACGAUUGGAGACGAAGUCCUGGAGUCGUGGGCCAAGAAUUGCCUCCAAUCCGGCGUAUUCGACAUGGCUGCUGUUUGCCACCUCGCUUCAGGGAAUCUGCUGGAGGCGGCGACGUGCCUCAGCAAAUGCUCCGACGCGGACAGCCUGCGCCUCGCCGCGGAGCUCGCCCGCGCCGCCGGCCAGACCAUCCUCGCCGACAACCUCAUAGGCAGGACGCUGAACACCCAGGACGUAGCGACGGAACUCGACAGGCUACUGCCUUCCAGGGCAGAGUUAUUCUUGCGAGAGACGCAGCGGAACGGAGGCCAACCUAACGGAGAUGACGGCAACGGGGGGGAUCAUGAUGAAUAGGUAGGCUUUUAAAAUACACCCAUGGCGUCUAGAACGCGAACUGCAUGUACACCCAGCUGCAAAAGUGCACGGUCACAAGAAUGAAUUCCUUUUAUGUGUUCAUGCAAUUUUGAAGCUCGCUGACCUAUGUCUAUAUGAUUUCUUAAUAUAAAAACUUCUUAAUAUUAAGGGAGAUUCUGCCGUUUUACUAAUGGAUGUUGCAUUAUAAGUCAUGGUACCUAAAGCAAAAAGAGUGUCAUUUGCUUUUUAUUACGAAAACGAAUACAAUGAUGUUAUUAAUAUUUAGCCUGUCAACGAAUACCUAGACUAAUUUCAAUUCAGCAUCGAAAAUAAACAGGGUAGUCCGUCAAGAAAGAGUAGAUAAAAUGGGACUAAAAGCGAACCACAGUGGCUACCAGCAACAAUAAAAUUCUUGUAAGUUGUUAAUUUCAUUUUUUUAUUUAUUAUUUAUAAUUAAAAUUAAUGUCUACUCUUUCUUGUUGGAUUGUAUAUAAACAUAAUAAGUGUUAAUGUGCCCCAUCAACUGUUAUUCUAAGGCAAAAGGUACCUCUAUCGAUUGUUAAUAAUUGUUCUUAUUAACAAACGACAAGGUACAAUUUGCCUGAAAAUGUAGAAAAUAUUGAGCAGGAUUCAAUUUUCUAUUUUAUCUACCUUUGUUGAAAACAUAUGCAUAUUGUUGUAUUGUUAAAUUUAUGAGCUUGUGGUAUGUAAUUCAUGUUAAACUAUUAA
Messenger RNA from Cydia splendana, 4526 nucleotides. Its product is annotated as gem-associated protein 5-like. Gene Ontology annotation, cellular component: SMN complex; nucleus. Gene Ontology annotation, molecular function: protein binding; mRNA 3'-UTR binding. The record is from RefSeq and is a predicted model, not a curated record. The coding region runs from base 126 to 3797 and encodes 1223 amino acids. The transcript is spliced from 19 exons. Gene Ontology annotation, biological process: spliceosomal snRNP assembly. NCBI's taxonomy places the organism in Eukaryota, Metazoa, Arthropoda, Insecta, Lepidoptera, Tortricidae.